Molecule: messenger RNA, 6647 nt
Organism: Etheostoma spectabile (orangethroat darter)
Lineage: Eukaryota; Metazoa; Chordata; Actinopteri; Perciformes; Percidae
Product: ski oncogene
Exons: 7
Coding region: 502-2730 (742 amino acids)
Biological process (GO): negative regulation of transcription by RNA polymerase II; negative regulation of BMP signaling pathway; negative regulation of transforming growth factor beta receptor signaling pathway
Cellular component (GO): cytoplasm; nucleus; transcription regulator complex
Molecular function (GO): SMAD binding; RNA polymerase II cis-regulatory region sequence-specific DNA binding; DNA-binding transcription factor activity, RNA polymerase II-specific
Source: RefSeq, a predicted model, not a curated record
GGGAGAGGAGAGAGAGAGAGAGAGCUGGUCUCAGACUUGUCUUCUCCAUACAGUCAGAGUGAACUGCGGGGGCAGACGGAGUGGAUUGCGCCAGUCCUCGACAGCGGAAAGAGCCUCAACUAAGGUUUUAUAUCGAGCUGAAUCGACUCACGUUACAUUUUUGCCUACUUCUAUUUUGGAUUCGGCUAACGGAACUUUGCGCUUACUCUGGAGUUUGGAGAGCCCCCCACCACCACCCACCCCCCCUGCUCCCACCCUAGAUAUGGACAGUCGGCGACCCGCUGCAGGGAGCGACCGGCCGGUGUAGCCUGCACUCAGUGGUCGCUGGAAUAAAACUGUAAAUUCGCCGUUUGGGACUUUUACUGGAUGUUUCAUGAAGCGCUUCGCAAUUUUGGUCAGUUCUGGGACACCGUGGAUUGACCAGGUUCAGAAAGGGAAAGAUACUGGUGUUUUCCUGUCGACGACAAGAAGGAUUUACGCUUCUAAAGUUGCAGGAAAAACAUGGAGACUGUAAGUCGGCAGAGCUUCCAGCCUCAUCCGGGACUGCAACAAACUCUCAAGCAGUUUCACCUCAGCUCUAUGAGCUCUCUUGGCGGACCGGCGGCUUUCUCUGCCCGGUGGCAACAUGAGCUUCUCUUCAAGAAGGACGGCAAGGAGCCCGAACCGGUUCUGCAGCAUCUGCCGCCGCCGGUGAUGCCGGGCCCGCUGUUCAUCCCGUCGGACCGCUCCACGGAGCGGUGCGAGACGGUUCUGGAGGGCGAGACCAUCUCGUGCUUCGUGGUCGGCGGGGAGAAGCGACUGUGCCUGCCGCAGAUCCUCAACACGGUGCUGAGGGACUUCACCUUGCAGCAGAUCAACUCCGUGUGCGACGACCUGCACAUCUACUGCUCCCGGUGCACGGCGGACCAGCUGGAGAUCCUCAAAGUCAUGGGGAUCCUGCCCUUCUCGGCCCCGUCCUGCGGCCUCAUCACCAAGACGGACGCCGAGCGGCUCUGCAACGCCCUGAUCUACGGAGGCGCCUACCCGCCGCGCUGCAAGAAGGAGCUGGGUGGAGGCUCUCUGGAGCUGGAGCUCACCGAGAGGAGCUUCAAAGUAUACCACGAGUGUUUCGGCAAGUGCAAGGGCUUGUUGGUGCCGGAGCUGUACAGCAGCCCGAACGCAGCGUGCAUCCAGUGCAUGGACUGCAGACUCAUGUACCCGACGCACAAGUUCGUGGUGCACAGCCACAAGGCACAGGAGAACAGGACUUGCCACUGGGGCUUCGACUCGGCCAACUGGAGGGCGUACAUCCUCUUGGGCCAGGAUUACUCUGGGAAAGAGGAGAAGGCCCGUUUGGAGCAGCUCCUGGACGAGAUCAAGGAGAAAUUUGACUUCGCAAACAAGUACAAGAGGAAAGCUUCGUCCAGGGCGUCUGAUCCCAUCCCAAUCAAAAAGCCCAAACAUGAAGACUUCCCAUCGCAGUUCCUGCUGGCUGACAAGGAGAAGCAGCACGACUGGCUACAGUCCCUGGCCGCCUCCACUAAGGGGCUUAACGGCUUGCAGCCAAGGCAGAGGCCCUCAGCUUUCAGACCCUGGUCCCCCCACAUCUCGGCCGGGGAGAAGGAGCCCUCCAGUCACCCCCUGGCCCUGCUGAGAGACAGCUUCUACAACUACAAGAGCCUGGAGAAAGCUGUGGCCCCUAACGUCGCCCUCACACCACAGCCCCUGGGGAAUGCGGGUCCCAUGUCCCCGUCUGUACCCAGCACCUCCCAUCCAAGUGGGGGUGAACCCCCAGGCGAGGGCGCCAACUCCAACUCCAGCUCCAACUCCAGGCCUCACAAGAGGAGAGCCACAGGGGAGCUCCUGGCUCCAGCUCCAGAGGACCCCUGUCCUCCGUCCUCCGCUGUCAGCAAGCUACUGCCUCCGGCGCCACCACCCCCACCACCACCACCACCUCAGGACGACAAGGACUCCGAGGUGGAGAUCGAAGUGGAGAGCCGCGACGAAUUCACUUCGUCCCUGUCCUCCCUGUCGUCCCCAUCUUUCACCUCGUCCAGCAGCUCAGCCAAGGACUUGAGCUCGCCGGGCGCCAAGGGGCCCGUGUGCACGGUCACGUCGGCCGAGGCCCCUGCGGCCGCACCCGCCGCGGCCCCCGCGGCCCCUUCAGAGCUGGGCCUGGAGUCGGAGCUGGAGAGCCUGAGGCAGGCUCUGGACAGCGGACUGGACUCCAAAGAGUCAAAGGAGAAGUUUCUGCACGAGAUUGUUAAGAUGAGGGUGAAGCAGGAGGAGAAGUUGGGAUCAGCCCUGCAGGCCAAACGCAGCCUCCAGCAGGAGUUGGAGUUCUUGCGGGUGGCGAAGAAGGAGAAGCUGCGGGAGGCGACGGAGGCGAAGCGGAACCUCAGGAAGGAAAUCGAGCGCCUGCGAGCCGAGAGCGAGAAGAAAAUGAAGGAGGCCAACGAGUCGCGGGUGCGUCUGAAGCGCGAGCUGGAGCAGGCCCGGCAGCUCCGCGUGUGCGAUAAAGGCUGCGAGGCCGGUCGGCUCCGCGCCAAAUACUCGGCACAGAUCGAGGACCUCCAGAUGAAGCUGCAGCACGCCGAGGCCGACCGCGAGCAGCUCCGAGCCGACCUGCUGCAGGAACGGGAUGCCAGGGAGCACCUGGAGAGGGUGGUGAAGGAGCUACAGCAGCAACUCUGGCCCAAAUCCAGCAGUGACAAGGAGGGGACGCCCAGGGACACGCACGCUGACAACUGACAGAGCAGCCAACUUCACCACCCCACUUCAACCCCCCCCCCCCACACAUUGCCGCGAUAGAGACAGAGCCCAUCGCUUUCCGCUCUCCAUUGACAUGUAUUUGGGGGAAGUCGCCUCCUUGUCAGUUCCAUCUGCUAGCCAACACCAGAAGAACGCCUAAAAGCUGCAGUGUGGUGGGACGCACAACCAACAGUGUGUACACCCCAUAACCUUUUAUAUGCAUCGUAAAUCGGGUAAAAUCCAUUUAAAUGUGUAAAGAUUCCAACUGGUUGAGAUAAAAAAAAACAACAACAACACAUUACUACUAACAUCACACAGCAAGUAACGUUGGCCCACCGUUAGCUCGUAACAUUAGCUGGCUUAAACGCGGGUAAAAUGCUUAAAAAAGUGUGUCUGUACUUCACUGGAGAGGACUCCAACAGCGGGACGUGCAACAGUCCGCAGCUAAAGACACAGAGGGGACUACUGCCGCUGUUGGAUAAAUAACAGGGACGGGACUUAAGUAUUGCGUGUGAGUCACGCUCCGUAAGCUUGUGUUGCGUUUAAUGUCAAUGUAAAAUGCCCCUCUGUCAUGUAGUGUUUAUUUUAAAAAGGGGACACAUCUGCUGUUUCGCAGUUUUAUAUAAAUAAAGGGAUAUUUUUCAGUCAUUUCAUUCUGUUGACAACAACUGGGAGAACUUGAAAUUGUGUAUCGAAUCGUGAGUUAAGUAUAUAACGAUAUAAAUCCCUACUGUUGAACCUAAAAACAUUUACUUACCAAGUUAAAUAUUCAAAUGUCGGUUUAGGCGAACUAAAUGUUUACAGGUCGAGCAACACACGUAACGUCGGACAUAGCGUUAGCUUAGCGUCAGGAUCCCACAGUCUCCCCAUUGUCUCUGCUGAUUCCUCACGUCAGGAUCCACUUUUGUCUUCAAUAAAAUCAGUUUUUCGGGUCGGCAGCUUAUAAAACCUUAAGUUAUGAGUUCUUCACAUUGUUGGAAGUUAAUAGCAGCACACAGCAGCUUUUAGGGAGGUUUCAGUUUGUUUGCUAUCAGACGGAGUCGUGGAGGAGGAAACCUGUCUGCAAUACAAAUCAAUGGGGGGGGGGGGGGGGGGGGGGAUUUAAAUGUCUCUAUCCCCAAUGUCUUCUGCCCAAAUCAGACCAUAAACACACCCGGAUGUGUCGGAGCACCGCUGUCCAUCAGAAGACCCAGAAAAGACUCUCGCCCUCCGACCAGAGACGAAAGAAAGAGGAAGAAAAGCCGAGGGGGCAGCGUCGUUCGUAUGCAUGUCCAUGAAAAGUCAAGUGAGUGGUUUCCUUGGAAAAUGACUGGAAACAGCAAAGUACAAUACUUCAACAAGGAAACGGGUGUUUCUCUAAAUCAAGCACUGACUCGCACCUUCCAAACUCACAGAACUACAAAAAAAACAACAACAAACAAAAAACAGGGAUCCCAUGAAAUGAAAGACAAAAACCAGACGUCAAAGCACAAACUGUGGCCGUGUCUGGGUUUUCUCCCAUCAGGAAAACAAAUGGCGGACCCUCAAACCCCCCCCCCGUAAAAAGUAUCGUCCGCCCACCGUCCCUCGCCGUGACGAAGAUACAGGACUUUGAAGACAUUCUAAGCUAUUUAAGAGACUACAUAGCGAAGUGUUAGAGAGACGGUGUCUCUGGUUCCCUCUGUGCUGUCGAAGUUUUAAAAACGAAAAAAACAAAAAUCUAUGAAAAAAAGAUACUGAAGAUGAACAAAAACAAGCAAGUGAACUUUCCACAGUGCCACCGUGGUUUUGUCGGUUUUUCAGGAAGCCAUCGCAGUCCACCGAGGCGCGGGGGUGGGGUGGGGGGGGGUAAAACAUCCAGUUCAAAGUUCACGCGAGCCGUCUUUUCCUCCCAUUGUUCUUGAUGAAAUCAUUUCUUUCUAAUAGAUUGAUACGUUCUCUCUCUGUGGCUCAAACCCUGGAUUGGGAAUUAGAUUAAAAAAAAAACAAAAAAAAACAUGCUGGAUUUAAAAAGGCACCUUUUUAAGCGAGCACUUGUUUUUUUUUUUCAACAGUGUCAGCGUCACUCAGAGUCCCACUCGGGGUUGCCAAAUGUCAUUUGAAGCAUUUGGCUUCCAACCCUGAAGUCUGUGUCUUGUAAAGAUACAAAAACAACUACUACUCCAGAGCGUGGCCUUGUUUUCUGCUCUCGUAAAACACUCGGAGCGAUGAAAGCCGGCAUGUUUUUUUUUUUUUUUUUUUUUUUACUCCAUCAGAACCAUCGUCUAUGACAUGAUAGUGGGUCGGACUGGGCUCCUUUGGCAAAAAAAAAAAAAACCCACAAAAUGUUCAUUUUUAAUUAAAUUAAGGUAUGUAAAUAUAAAUAUAUGUUGGUUUUUUUGGUUGUUUUUCUCGACUUUACAAUAAUGAAUCGCACUUUGUCAUAACAAAAUACUGUUAUAAUGCAUUGUACUCCCACUAUUGUCUUCAAAUAUUACUUUGAGUUACUUCAUCGUAUACCCACGACUGCGACCAUAUAAACCCAGUAAGCAUUUUGUUUGAUUAUAUGCAUCUCGAAUAAAUACUGUUGUUCUGUUGUUUUCCUUAAGGCAAAGUCUUGUAAAUAAACGAAAAGAAAAAAAAAGCUCUCCCAGUCGCUCGCUGAGGCAUUCUGGGAUUGUUGGAUAUCGCUUUUUUUUUUGUUUGUAGUCCAAGCACUCUCCGUAUUUUUUUAUUCUCUUUUUUUUUUUUUUUUUUUUGUAAUAUAAAUGACACAAAUGUCGCUUGAGCAGCCGGUUACAACUCAUCAUCAUCAUCAUCAUCAGCAUGCGUCAGUAAGGUGAACAAAAAGCCACACGUUCAACGAAUAAAAUGAGAUUUUAUUCGAAAAAAAAAAUUAAAAAUAUAAAAAUAACAAUAAAAAGAGGCAGAAGCCCCGAAUCUGCCUUCACACAGUGGGUACAAUGCAAUCCGAAUGUACAUUGUGUUAAUGCUAUUUUUUUUGGGGUUGUUGACGUUGUUUUGAAUUGUUAUUGCUCGUCUGUUAUGUUCACUUUUUUUUCCCAAUCGAAAACUCAUACUUUCUUUAUGCAUGAAAUUUGAGUUUGCCAUACAUAUAGUCAGUUAUUGGGCAUUGAUACCGUACAUGUAAGAGUUCUUAUGGUGUUAUGCAAUAUGAAGCAAUUUGUCUUAUUUAGAAGAGGAAUUGGUAAACCACAACACACAGUAUAUUGUUCUUAAGAAGAAGAAAAAAAAACUUCACAUUUGCAAAAAAAAACACAACAACUAAACAACAGACAAAAAAAAAAAAAAAAAAAAAAGAGAAGAAGAAGAAAAUAAUGUCGAUGCAAUGCUGGACAACCUCAAGUGCCUGGACGUGGGCUCAAGGUUUCCAGAGUAGGAACAGGGAUGAUGAAGCUGCAGGGGCUCAUCAACUUCCUGUUUGCAGGUUUUUCAAAUUAAAAGCCCCCAUCUCUUGCUCAGCAGCUCUUUUUUUUUUUUUUUUUUAUCAGUAUUCUUAUAAAACAACAACAACCAGUUUACAAACUUUUUUUUUUUUUUUUGUGUAGCGAACAAUUGAGGCUUUUUCGCUGAAUGAGUGCUUUUAUUUUUCCUCCAUUUGAAAUCGAUGAUAUGCAUGUUCAAACAAUUUUUAUAGCAGAUCUCGCUUCGGUGAAUUGUCACUUCGGGGUGUAUAUAAAGACGGUUUUAUUCCCAGUUUGGCGAGGAUCAUAACGAGGGCAUUACGUCAAAAGCCCUUCUUCCUCACCUGACGUUAUCGAUGUUGCUCGGAGAACGACGCUGCGUCUGCGACCUUUGGCAGACCUAAAAAUUGGUACAUUUUGUAGUUGUUUUUACACUCGGACGAGUCGAUAGCCUACGCGUACUUUACUUUACUCCCGGUUUUCUACAAAAGGAACGAGAGGCGGUAACGACAUCGGCUCCUCGCUCUCCCGCGC